Molecule: messenger RNA, 1175 nt
Organism: Tripterygium wilfordii
Lineage: Eukaryota; Viridiplantae; Streptophyta; Magnoliopsida; Celastrales; Celastraceae
Exons: 7
Coding region: 151-897 (248 amino acids)
Source: RefSeq, a predicted model, not a curated record
UUUUUUUUGAAAAGCUCCAAUUCCUUUUGUUGACUCAUCCUCUGUACAUAACAAUAUCCAUUUAAUUAAAUAUAAAUCCUGUAUAUAUUUUAUUAUUACUGGACUUUCGAGAUAAGCUUGCAUUUGCUUUGUUUUGUCGUGUUUCCGGCGAUGGCUGCUAGCGCGAAUCCGACGGGGAACAAUCAGGACGGUUCGUCUUCCUCGGGGCAGAAGAUUCCUUCGGCGGGGGCGAAUGGAGUUCCGGUUAAUCCGAGCAACAACGGGGGGCAUAGCGUUGUGGAUAAUUCGCAGACGCAGGCGGCGUUGAGGCAUAAUUCUGGUAUCGCCGCCGAGUGGACUUUCGAUGAACAGUCGGCUCUGGAGGAAUUGCUUGCCACGUAUGCCUCCGAAUCAAACAUAGUUCGAUAUGCUAAGAUUGCGGUGCAGUUGAAGGACAAAACAGUUCGAGAUGUGGCACUGCGUUGUAGAUGGAUGACUAAAAAGGAAAAUGGAAAAAGAAGGAAAGAGGACCAUAACUCGGCAAGGAGAAGUAAAGAUAGAAAGGAAAGGGCUACAGAUUCUUCUGCAAAGUCCUCAUCUCAUUUGACAGCUCGUCCCAAUGGUCCUUCUUAUGCUCCACCAAUGAUUCCUUUGGACAAUGAUGAUGGGAUCUCAUACACAGCCAUAGGUGGUGUGACUGGAGAGCUUCUUGACCAAAAUUCUCAAUUCUUGAAUCAAAUUUCUGCAAAUUUUUCCUCUUUUCAGAUACAUGAUAACAUCAAUCUCUUAAGCAGAACUCGGGAAAAUAUCUUUGCAAUCAUGAACGACUUGAAUGACAUGCCGGAGGUAAUGAAGCAGAUGCCACCACUUCCAGUGAAGUUGAAUGAAGAGCUUGCAAAUUCCAUCCUUCCCCGUUGAUCCCAUUAAUGAAAUCAUGGAUCAGCUAUUCAGGGUUUACGAAGGUGCUUUUGACCAUACCCCUGAAGUUGGGAUCUCUAAAUUCAAGUUCUUUCGUCUAACUUUUUUUUUUCAUGUUUAGUGCCUCUAAUAUUUGGUUGUAGCAGAGAAGGGAUUUUUUAAGUCUCUUUUGGUUUAUUUAUAUAAUAACUAGUCUGUGUAUUUUGUAAAUAUUUACUUAUUUAGUUCUUGGAAAGAGAGUUCAAUGAAAAAAGGAUGGCAUGGCUUGUUUAGUUUAA